This is a messenger RNA of Cimex lectularius (bed bug), 991 nucleotides long. Its product is annotated as protein YIF1B-B-like. Gene Ontology annotation, cellular component: endoplasmic reticulum-Golgi intermediate compartment; Golgi membrane; endoplasmic reticulum membrane. The record is from RefSeq and is a predicted model, not a curated record. Gene Ontology annotation, biological process: endoplasmic reticulum to Golgi vesicle-mediated transport. The transcript has 2 exons. Bases 107 to 907 code for a protein of 266 amino acids. NCBI's taxonomy places the organism in Eukaryota, Metazoa, Arthropoda, Insecta, Hemiptera, Cimicidae.
UUUAUUCUCAUUUGUAUUAUUUGUUUAAAACAACACAUGUUUAUUUUAUAAAUCUGCUGUUUGAUUUCAUAAUUUUCCAAUAAUCUUGCAUUUUUGAAUCUCUGAGAUGCAUCCUCAGCAUGCCUAUUACAGAAGGAUACACGAGAUGAACGAUGACAUCGGAGCAUCUGCGUGCAGUUUUGCAGGACGGGACAACACCGACGAGGCGUUGAGGAAUUUCGUCACGAGCCAAGUCACAGAUACGAACUACGUAUGCGGUAAACUCAAGUUGCUUUUCUUCCCGUUUCACCAUUACGAUUGGACGAGGCGAUACAUCGACUACGUUCCCGCUAAACCUAAAAAUGACAUUAACUCUCCAGAUUUGUACAUCCCGGUGAUGGCUUUCGCAACAUACCUCCUCACAAUCGGUAUCGCCCUUGGUAUCAACGGAAGAUUCUGCGUGGAAACUCUCGUCGUCGCGGCUACGCAGUCGGUCCUCUGCUUGGUAUUAGAAGUAGGCUUGCAGUUAUUAAUGAUAUACCUCACGUCCGUGCAAAUAUGCUUUUCGACAGUUGAGUUCGUCGCUUACGAUGGUUACAAAUUCGUUGGGGCCACAGUUUCAACCCUCGCCCAAUUAACUUUGUCCUUCGGUGAAUUCGUAGCCGUACUGGUUUAUUUCAGCUCUGCCCUGUCGUUUUUUAUGGUAAGGACGCUGCGGCUUCAACUGCUUUCUCAGUAUGGAACUUUUCCCGGCUUACCCAACGAUCCGAGAAGUUACAACUCCGGCUUCCCCCAAAUGAAUUCGCACAUCUACCAGGAUUCGAAUAUCUUGAUUAAUAAAAGACAGAUGUAUUUCUUGGCGUGCGUCGCAAUCUCGCAGCCAUUUUUCAUGGCUUGGUUAUCCUAUACAUUACAUAUACCAGGUUGACUUUGUUGCUGAAUUCCCUUUGGGAAUAAAUCAUAUCAAUGCUCUGUUAUCUUUAUUUUAACAAAAAAUUAUUUUAGUAGUGUA